UCCUGCUAGGGGGUGUGAGCAGACCCUAGGAGGGUGUAGGGAAGCAGACCUUGAGUGUGCAGGCAGAGGGACAGGCAGGAGGCUGGGGUCUUUCCCACAGACCUCAACGGGACCCUGCCUCCGACUCUUCCUGUCUUCCUCGGAGGCAGCUUCUGCCGGUCAGUGGAAUUUUCCCAAGACAGGCCCCUCCCCUCUGGGCUCGAAUUCUCAGGGCAGCCUCCUUCUCCCUGAGCUGGGCUGUCCCUAGAUCUGGGGUCAGAUGGAGAAGGAAAGUGUGGGCUCUGCCCCAGAGGCUCUGGGUUUUCAUGAGUACGCUUGCCCCGUCCCUGGAGGAAAUGGGUUUCGAGGCUGGAGAAGCUCAGGCUGUAUUCUUGCUGGUUCUUUUUCUCUCCCGGACCAGCCUAGCCUGGACUUUGGCUUCUUUGCCUUGAAGCUUUGGCAAGGGGUGAGGGUUCCCGAGAUGGGGUGCGGGUGGUGCAGAGCUGCGAGCUGGCGCUGCUCCAUCUGUUUUCUUUGCGUCCCCACCCCCACCCCAGCCCCAGCCACCGUCAGUCACGUCACUGUAGGGACUGGAGUGGGAAGGGAGGGAUAAGGGGCAGGAUGGAGGCCCCACUCCCCGAGGUUGCCUAGACAACAUCAGAAAUCGUGGCCAAGGCCUCUUCCGCCUGCGGGGCGCUGCUUCCUGCAUCAGUCACUCCCGCUGGGGGCGGGGCGGAGGAAGGGGUUGGAUGUAAGAGAGCUUGGCCCCAGCCGGUGAGGUUCCUCCGCUGUAGCCUUGGCCCCAGCCAUGGCAUCCUAUCCUGGGCCAGGCAAGUCCAAGGCCAAAUAUCCCUUUAAGAAGCGGGCCAGCCUGCAAGCUUCCGCUGCUGCUCCAGAGGCUCGGGGUAGUCUAGGGGCCUCUGCGCUGCAGUCUGCCCGAUCCCUGCCGGGCACUGCCCCCUGCCUCAAGCACUUCCCGCUCGACCUUCGCACCUCUAUGGAUGGCAAAUGCAAGGAGAUCGCAGAGGAGUUGUUCAGCCGCUCACUGGCCGAGAGUGAGCUCCGCAGUGCCCCUUAUGAGUUCCCAGAGGCAAGCCCCAUCGAGCAGCUAGAGGAGCGGAGGCAGCGGCUGGAAAGGCAGAUCAGCCAAGAUGUCAAGCUGGAGCCAGAUAUUCUGCUUCGGGCCAAGCAAGACUUCCUGAAGACAGACAGUGACUCGGACUUACAGCUCUACAAGGAGCAAGGAGAGGGACAGGGUGACAGGGGUCUUUGGGAGCGUGACGUGGUACUGGAACGGGAAUUCCAGCGGGUCAUCAUCUCUGGGGAGGAGAAGUGUGGGGUGCCAUUCACAGACCUGUUAGACGCAGCCAAAAGCGUAGUGCGGGCCCUUUUCAUCCGGGAGAAGUACAUGGCCCUGUCCCUGCAGAGCUUCUGCCCCACCACCCGCCGUUACCUGCAGCAGCUGGCUGAGAAGCCCCUGGAGACUCGAACCUAUGAGCAGAGCCCCGAUACCCCUGUGUCUGCUGAUGCCCCAGUGCACCCCCCUGCGUUGGAGCAGCACCCAUAUGAGCACUGUGAGCCAAGCACCAUGCCUGGGGACCUGGGCUUGGGUCUGCGCAUGGUGCGUGGUGUGGUGCAUGUCUACACCCGCAGGGACCCUGAUGAGCACUGUCCGGAGGUGGAGCUUCCGUACCCUGACCUGCAGGAAUUUGUAGCUGACGUCAAUGUGCUGAUGGCCCUGAUUAUCAAUGGCCCCAUAAAGUCAUUCUGCUACCGCCGACUACAGUACCUGAGCUCCAAAUUCCAGAUGCAUGUCCUGCUCAAUGAGAUGAAGGAGCUGGCAGCUCAGAAGAAAGUGCCACACCGGGACUUCUACAAUAUCCGUAAGGUGGACACGCACAUCCAUGCCUCAUCCUGCAUGAACCAGAAGCACCUGCUGCGCUUCAUCAAGCGGGCAAUGAAGCGACAUCUGGAGGAGAUUGUGCAUGUUGAGCAGGGCCGCGAGCAGACGCUGCGAGAGGUCUUCGAGAGCAUGAAUCUCACUGCCUAUGACUUAAGUGUGGACACACUUGAUGUGCACGCGGACAGGAAUACCUUUCACCGAUUUGACAAGUUCAAUGCCAAAUACAACCCUAUCGGGGAAUCUGUCCUCCGAGAGAUCUUCAUCAAAACCGACAACAAGAUUUCUGGGAAGUACUUUGCUCACAUCAUCAAGGAGGUGAUGUCAGACCUGGAGGAGAGCAAAUACCAGAACGCAGAGCUCCGGCUGUCCAUCUACGGGCGUUCGAGGGACGAGUGGGACAAGCUGGCACGCUGGGCCGUGGGGCACAAAGUGCACUCUCCCAAUGUGCGCUGGCUGGUGCAGGUGCCCCGCCUCUUUGACGUGUACCGCACCAAGGGCCAGCUGGCCAACUUCCAAGAGAUGCUGGAGAACAUCUUUCUGCCACUGUUUGAGGCUACAGUGCACCCUGCCAGCCACCCAGAGCUGCACCUCUUUCUGGAGCACGUGGAUGGUUUUGACAGUGUGGAUGAUGAGUCCAAGCCAGAGAACCAUGUCUUCAACCUGGAGAGUCCCCUCCCGGAAGCUUGGGUGGAGGAGGACAACCCACCCUACGCCUACUACCUGUAUUACACCUUCGCUAACAUGGCCAUGCUGAACCACCUGCGCAGGCAGAGGGGCUUCCAUACGUUUGUGCUGAGGCCGCACUGCGGGGAGGCUGGGCCCAUCCACCACCUGGUGUCAGCCUUCAUGCUGGCCGAGAACAUCUCCCACGGGCUGCUUCUUCGCAAGGCCCCGGUCCUGCAGUACCUGUAUUACCUGGCUCAGAUCGGCAUUGCCAUGUCCCCGCUCAGCAACAACAGCCUGUUCCUCAGCUACCACCGGAACCCUCUCCCUGAGUACUUGUCCCGUGGCCUCAUGGUCUCCCUGUCCACAGAUGACCCCCUGCAGUUCCACUUCACCAAGGAACCCCUGAUGGAGGAGUACAGCAUUGCCACUCAGGUGUGGAAGCUCAGCUCCUGUGACAUGUGUGAACUGGCCCGUAACAGUGUGCUCAUGAGUGGCUUCUCCCACAAGGUAAAAAGCCACUGGCUGGGACCCAACUAUACCAAGGAGGGCCCCGAGGGCAAUGACAUCCGCCGCACCAAUGUGCCAGACAUCCGAGUGGGCUACCGCCAUGAGACCCUGUGCCAGGAGCUGGCGCUUAUCACACAGGCCGUCCAGAGUGAGAUGCUGGAGACCAUCCCAGAGGAAGUGGGCCUUGUCAUGAGCCCAGGGCCUUAGUGAACCAAGUUCAUGCAGUGCUUGUCCAUCUCAGCAACUUGAUCGUGUCUCUGAUUGGACCCCUCCACCUGCUGUGGUCUCUGCAUGUCGCUGUCUCUGUUUCUGUCCUGCAUGUCUUUGACCAUGUCUUGCCUCUAGGCCUCCUCAGUGAGAGCAAGUCCCGGAAUCUGCGUCACUCUUGUCUUGGCUCAGGUGGUCCCUGAUGGCUGAGAUCUAAGGGCUGGCCCUGCUAGUGACCCGUCCCAGGAUUGUCAGAGGUCUGGCUGUCCUGUGGUGUCUUCAGUGUCCACAGGGGCUUGGGAUAGUUGUGUGGGACUGACCCCGUUAGCCUCUGGAGCCCUACCUCGGCGAAUCCAGGCUUUGGCUAGAGUUCAAGUUGAGUUCCCCCCUUGUUUAUGUGGUCCUGGGGCAGUCAGGAGGGGCUCAUUAUCCCUCUGUCAUGGCACUGACUGCUCAGCGUCUGUGAAGUUGUGACCCAUCUGUGCUAGGCAGAGCAGGGCUUGGGUUUGCUCAUGGCCCGGGAGGCCUGCUCAGGGGCUGGACAUGUCCCUGCCAAGUCACUGCCCAUCAGCCUCCUCUGGUCCUCCCCAGUCCAAAUGUCCCUUUGUUACCAGCUCCCUUAUCCCCCUGUGGGAGGGCGCAGCUGCCCUGAUCUGUGUCUGUAGUUGGAGGCUGCUGCAGUUGGAAGAUACUGGGUCUGCCAUUAGCCCUGGGGGUGGCACCACCUUUGAGGGUUUCCAGGUCUUUGGCCAGAUCCAGAUCCCAGUUAGCCUCUUGUGUUAAGUUCUAGACCAAGGCCUUUGCUAUGAAGAAUAGUGUUUCAUAUGACCCAUUUUCCUAGUGCAUGAGAAAUAAAGACUAUUUAAGUAA
Mesocricetus auratus (golden hamster) is the source of this 4132-nucleotide messenger RNA. It is a transcript of the gene Ampd2, whose product is annotated as adenosine monophosphate deaminase 2. Bases 788 to 3262 code for a protein of 824 amino acids. Gene Ontology annotation, molecular function: AMP deaminase activity. The transcript is spliced from 18 exons. Gene Ontology annotation, biological process: AMP metabolic process; IMP salvage. The record is from RefSeq and is a predicted model, not a curated record. Gene Ontology annotation, cellular component: cytosol. NCBI's taxonomy places the organism in Eukaryota, Metazoa, Chordata, Mammalia, Rodentia, Cricetidae.